This is a messenger RNA of Pomacea canaliculata, 11588 nucleotides long. RefSeq lists its product as uncharacterized. The record is from RefSeq and is a predicted model, not a curated record. Gene Ontology annotation, biological process: regulation of gene expression. Gene Ontology annotation, cellular component: nucleus. Lineage: Eukaryota; Metazoa; Mollusca; Gastropoda; Architaenioglossa; Ampullariidae.
GGCGCUCGCCACGCAAAAUGCCGAGAAAGCCCCCAUGGCGCUGUGGGGCUAGAAAUAGCACUUGGCGUUCACUCAAGAGUCCAUCCGCCUGGCGGAUCUCAGUCGUCUACAGCCAGUCAUCUGCAUCGUCUACACUCAGACGUCUGCGUCACUACCCCCUUCCUCCCACUUCCCCUUUCUCAUACACUUACGCCGUCGGUGGGUUUGUGAACCUUUGCUUUUAACUUGGAGAUCUGCAGUCACCGUGGGAGAUUCUCUCCAACAAGGGUCGCGAGUUUCAAGAGGUAAAACAUUUUUGCUGCAGCGAGUGAGGGCGAUACAGAUAACCGUCCUGUCCUCGUUGUUUCCACAAAGCGAUCCAACAUGGCGGGGCGAGUGGCGCGACGGGCUUAGGCCGGACGGCUGGGGAAGGUCAGCGAACAACAAGCCGCACGAGGUGCAAGUAGGUCUGAGCGUGACACGGGGGGCUGUGGCACGGACCUCGUCGACUAGCUGGCCUGGCUGCGAGCUGCAAGCGGGAAGGAAGGAGAGUGCGGUGCUCAUUUUCCCCGCGCAGUUGUCGAUCUAUGCGGGGGCCACGCCGAGACUGACAGAAGAGCCGCUUGUGUCUUGUGCAGGCGGAGAUCUGUGUCAGGCGCGUGUUGGCCGAGGCUGCGCUGGGACUCCUGGCCUUUGUUUGACGUGGAUGGGCUGGAGUAGUGGAGCUGUGAUAUUGCUGGCAGGCUUAGUCAUUCCGUGGGCCACGUGAGGUGGUGGACGUUGGGAAAGAGAACAAGGAGCAGAUCCUUGCCCUAACCAUCGACGACGCCAUCUUGCGGUCUGUGUUGAACAGUCAUCUGGUGCUCGACAGCUGUCUCCUCACCUUUGUAUGUGUGGAAAUCGACUCCAAGAUAACUUCCUGCAAGUCUUCAUGUUUACAUCACAUGAUUUAUCACCACCAUGAAAAUGGAGGUUACUGUGGAUGCAACCAAAGCCUUGUCCAUUGACAAGACAUUUGCAGCAGCUGAAAUCACUGAGAAUGGAAUGGAUUCAGCCUUAACUGUCCACGAUACACAAGAUGUGAACUCGGCAGUGACUGCUAGCAGUUUGAAGGCGGCAAAUUCAGGAGAAGAUGAAUCGGAAGUAGUUUUAGCCACACUUUCUUCUGUGGAGGAGCUAUGUAAAGCCAUCACAGACAAACCAGAAAUAGGGGAUGAAGGAUGUGGGCCUUUUGAACCCAGCAUUUCCUGUAAAGAUGGGAUCGGCAUGGUUUACAACCAGGUGUUCCAAGAUUGUGAAAAGAAUGGGAGCAAGACCAACAAUGAAGAGAAAGCAACCACAAACAGUUCUCCAAACAUACAGCCUACAGAUGGUAUCAAACAUUCAGUAGACCAUCCAGUAAGAUCCCUUGAAUCAAAAGAAAGUGUGUCUGAGCCUAGUUCAUCGGUGAGUAAACUGCGGUGUCCAAAAUGUAGUUAUGUGACGAGAAAUAAGGUGCUGUUUGACAAUCAUACUUGUGACAAUCAGGAUGAAGAUAAUGAUCUUGAAGAGCAGACUAAAAUCACCUUACAGGUGGAUGCAGAGAAGAAAUACAAUUGCAGUGAAUGUAACUUUGCAGCACAGGGUCAUGCAUUUGAAGAGCAUCUCAUGUGUCACAUUAUUCUGCGACCUUACCAGUGUCUCUACUGUUCCGAGUGCUUUGUCAAUCGGCGGGAUAUUGGCCGUCAUGUGGUAUUCCAGCACCAGGGAAUGAAAAUGAAUUGUGCAUUGCGGGCAUUAAAACGGGCCAAAGGUCUCAUGAAGGCAGCUUUAGCCUCAGGAACUUAUGUGUUUUAUGCUCGGGUGGCAGGCAAAGUGCCAUUGACUCAUGACCCUGAAAAGUCAAAACUGAGCAAGUCUGAGAAGGCCAAAUUGAAGAAGUCUUUGGCAGAAGCCACUGGCAAAUCUUCAGAUUGUGCUGUUGCGGAUAAGGUACACAGAUACCAAAAGCCAGAAUCUGAAAUUGCACAGUCCACAACUAGCAGUGCAGGCACCAAUGAGUCAGUCAGCCUGCCUGUUGUUCCAAGUAAACCAGCUUCAAGUGAGAUGUCAACUGUGGAAAACACUAGCAUCAUGGCUACAUCCAGUGAGUCUUCCAAUAUGCCUGCAGCUGACAGUAAAACAGCAGGUUCAAGUGAAGUCCAUGGUGCACCUGAAGAGCCAACACUUACAGUUAAUAAAGAUACAUCAAAAGUGCAAGUGCAUAGUGAACAUUGUGACAAAUCCUCAGCAGCUGAGGUGAUGGAUGAGACAAGAAAUUCUGGUUUUUCAAGUGCAGGACUGAGCGGUACAUCUUGCAGUCAGGAAGCGGCAAGUACAGAUAACAUUGCCAAACCUGUGGGAGAUGCUUCAACUAACUUUUCUGAAGAGGAAGAUGAUGUUAAACAGCUGGACAUGCAACAGCUUAAUAGCCAAACAAAAUUUUCCGUGGAAACAUCUGUUGAAGAAUGCAGUGAAAGUGGUAAAAAACAGGUUAUGUCACCAGAUAAACAACAAAGCAUUGAAGCUCAAGGAAAAGGAACUGAUGAUAACAUGGAAGACUCCUUAAACCAGCAUGAGGAAAACAUGGAAACAAAUAGGAGUGAGGCAGACCUUGAACAAAAAGGACAUGAGAUAGUGCACACAGUGGAUGGAGAGAGCUGUAGUGCAAAUGAGACACUCACAGAAGAAGCAAUGGAGGAAGAAAACCAUGCAAAUGCCAGUAAACCUCAGUUUCCAGAGUCAAACUUUGAUCAAAGUCAGGAGGAGCAAAGCCUGGGAUUCAAAAUUGUAGCUGCAUUUUCAUUGCAAGAUGAGCAUUCCAAGGACAGCACCAGUGGUAGUCCAGCAGCAUCAGGAUCUGAUGGGAAAGGGGAAAGAACUCAAGAUACCACUUUUUCAGAAAAGAAUCAGGAAAAAUAUGAGGCUGCCUCUACUGAAGCACUUGACCAAGAGCAAGAGGCACUUAGACUGAGCACAAAAGCCAUAUUAGGACCACCCUCAACAGAGCCACUUUCAACAUCAUCUUUUCUUGGUCCUCUUCUUUCAACCCCCCUUGGUACAACAUAUUGCACUACAGUUCAUGGAAGUAUUGAAAUGACACCUUGUACAAUGCCUGGGAAAAACUACCAUUUUUUCCUGUGUGGUUUUGGCUGCAACUUCAGCAGCUUGACCUCAGUAGAGUUUCGGGACCACCUGGUGGUAGACCAUGCAGGGGAGGUUUCUUUCUCUUGCUAUCACUGUGGAUUCCAGUCCACAAGUGAAGAUGGUCUGGUUCGACACAUCUCAGCUCAUGCCCACAUGUACAGCAAAUCAGCACCACUGUACAUCUGUGGUGCAUCAGCAUGCAAGUUUGGAUCCAAUCUUGUGGCUGACUUCAUGACCCACAUCUCAUCCUGGCACCCUGACCUCACUUCAUUUCGUUGUCAUGACUGUGAUGAACAAUUCUGGAGUUUGCAAGAACUUCUUCAGCACUUUGAUUGCAACUUCCUCCAUGUCAUCAACUGCCCUCACUGUACAGCCAAGAGUACGGAACGAAAAACUUUACUAAAGCACAUGGCUGCUGCCCACCCUGGGAAACCAAAGAUGGUGUCCGUAGCUAAGCAGAUUAUAUGUCGUGAUCGCAAAAUCAACAAUUAUGCCAAAUAUAUGGAACAUCGUGAUUGCUUAGCAGCCACUGCUGCAGAAGAAGCAGUCAACCUACCGACUGCUCUGAUACCUGAGGCUGUUUUGAAAGAAGCAUCUUCUGCCAUCAUUCCAAAUAUCAGCAGUUCUCGAAAUAAGUCACUGGUGUCCAUAUUGACAGAACCCAUUCAGCCCAAAGAAAGAGCUCUCACCCGAGGAGCUGCCAUAGCUUUGCCUGAAAGUGAUAUGAAGAUGGAGAUAAUAGAAGAAGACGAUGAUGAUGAGGAGGAGGAUCCUCUUGAUUUUGAUGCUGCUGGUGAUGACAGUGCUGAUGAGGAAGAAUUUGAGAUGAUUAAAGGCCAGGGAACUAGCGGUGGGGAUAUAGCUUUCCUUGGCAGCAAGGCAGAUGACAGAGAUGCUGAAAACUUCAAGUGCAAUUUCUGCACAUUUAUAGCCAGGGACCGAUGUCGACUGGAGGGCCAUGAGAAGUGUCACGGCCUUCCUCCAUCACGGAAAUCCCGCUUCAAGUGCAUGUACUGCCCUCAGGGCUUUAACAAUGAGCAUAAAUUCAACUCUCAUGUCAGCUGCCAUCCUGGACUGAUUAAAUUUAACCUCUACUGCUGCAAGCGCUGUGAGUUUGACUCUAACCAAAGACAUAUCAUUCUGAGGCAUAUUCGAAGUACUCGUGAUCAGGUGCACAUGAGCUUUGGAGCACAAGAGGAGGAAAUGUAUGCAGUGAUGAAUAAGACUAUGGAGACCCGGGUCUUGGAGUGCACUCAGUGCUCCUACAUGACUCGUCACCGCAAGCAUUUGGUGCAACAUAUCAAGCGUGAGCAUGCCAGCCCAAGAAAGACGGGUAUCACACUGGACUGUGACAUUGUGGAGAAGUACCCAGUUCAAAGUGCUAACAGAAACAAAGCCCUGGAGCUUGCUCUCAACCAUGACCAAGCGGGGCAGCUACCCGUUGGAGAUGAUGGCAAUGUCAGAGAAAAUCAGGCUCGUCGAUUCAAGUGUCCCAUAUGUCAAUAUCUUGUUCCCCGAGCGGCAGAUCUCAAAGCGCACGUAAAGCGCCACUCUGAAAUAGGUGAGAUUACUCUGGUGAUGUUCCGCUGCAAGUAUUGUAGUGCAGCAUCAACAGCACGAGAAAUUAUCUAUGGGCAUCUUAUGGAAAAACAUCUGGGCAAACAAAUAGCUCUUGUGAAGAGAAUAGUCACCAUAGACACAAAAGGUGGGGACAAUGGAUAUGCAGUGACUUCUAUGGAGGAUGAAGAGGAUGGAGUGGUAGAGACCCCAGGGACAUCAGCCUCAUCUGAAGCCACACAGUCGAGUGAUAAGAUGGUGCUUCUGAUACCAGAUGCUGCUGGGGAGACAUUUCAGUCUCCAAUGCAAUGUCCUUGCUGUUCAUUUGCUUCAUACAUGCGCAAAGCCAUCAUUCAGCAUGUUGCCGAUCAUCACCCUGAUGUUAGCAUCAUGGGACGGCGCAAGGAGAAUAGUGAGAUAUAUCCCUUAGAGACAUCUAGUACAAGUUCUGCUGUGACCAUCCCUGCUGCCAGAAUAACUCUGGGAGAAGCUCUGAAAGGAGAUAUUCUCAUUGUCCCUGACAAUCAGACAUUUGAUGAGGCUGUGAGGUGUCCCAAGUGUGAGUAUGCCACUAUCCACAGGCGCAACAUUGUACAACACUUGGAAAAACACCACCCUGAUGUGUCGGUCAUGGGUCGCAAUGAUUACCCAACAUUUGAAGGAAAAAGUCAGGGUGCUGCAGAAGCAAAUGCAAUGGGUAAGGAUGGAAUGGUGAUCAUUGGCAGCGGCAGUCUGGAUGAAAAGAUACGAUGUCUGUAUGAAAACUAUGGGGACAAAAUGAAGUGCAUGAUUUGUCAAACUGAAAGGCCCAAGAAAUUUUUCAUUCAUGUACAUAUAUUGAGACAUCUUAACAUCUUACUGUGGAAAUGCAUGUACUGCUCACACAAGGGGCUGCAGAAAUACAAAAUGAUGGACCACAUUAAAAAGGUUCACCCAGGAAUGGCAGUAUGUGUUCGAUACUUGCCAGUUAAUGUUGAGGAGAAAGUAAAUGAAUAUCUACGCAAUGCAUCCGUGAUCAGAGCUCGCAGGUCUGGUGAGGACCCAGUUGCUGAUGCAGUCUCACCUGCAAAGACUAUUACAUCUCUUGAAAGCAGCUGUAAUUCCAGCUUUCAGCUGAACUUGGAGGAUAUCUCAGAUCAGGGAAGCAGUACAAGUAAAGGCCAUUUAAAACCCUUCCAUGACAACCUCAGUGGCUGUAUUAUUGGAAGCGAUGAUUUGGACGUGACUGGCUGCUUGUAUGCCUUGGGAGAAGGCAGUAGAUUCCGCUGUGUUGUUUGUGGGCAGGAAUUCCAGCGGAAGUUUGCUGUUCAUAGGCAUAUUGUUCAGUCACACCUCAAAGUGAAUCUUCUGGGCUGUGGUUAUUGUGACCUGAAGGGUGUGGAAAAACACAUAAUAAUGGACCACAUUAUUGAGACCCACCGACAUGCUCCAAUCAGCAUUCGGAAUUUGGCCCAGGAUUUGGAAUACAAAGUCUCAGAAUUCCUUAGUCGCAUGACUCUGGAUGCAGAUGCAGCUCUCGACCUUCCCCCUGCAGACAUUGGUAUGGAUGAUGAUUUCAACUUCAAGCUGCCAGAACCACCACAGCUGCCCACAAUGUUAGUGCCUCUUGAGCCUACAUCUCCUGCUCGAAUUACAUCCCAGAGAUCCAGUCCCUCUUCCUCAGCUACAUCUUCUUCCUCCAGCAAGAAUCAGUUGAAUCCCAAGUUGCUGCUUCUAGGUCGAGACACCCUCCAUCAUCAGUUAAGAAACCUGUUAGAAGAGAUGCAAGAUGGCAUGCGGUGUCUAGUGUGUAAUUGGGACUUUCCUCGAAAAUAUCCGGCACACCGCCACAUUCUUAUGAAACAUCUUAAAGUAGGCAUUAUUGGCUGUCCAUAUUGUAGUUUUGAAGGUGUGGAGAGGUAUCAGGUGUUCACACACAUCAAAGAAGAUCACAAAGGUGCAGAACUCAGCCUGAGGUAUCUUACAAUCAACAUGGAAGAGAUCGUCAGCAAAUUCAUGGCUGACUUGGCUAGUGGAAGCACUUCUGCUAAUAGCAAGACCUUGCCGCCUUGGAGUGUCAGAAAACCUGUAGUGCUUAAAACAGAAGUACAGUCAGAUACUGAAGAUGACCUUCAGCCAGACCACACUCCUCCGUCAGCUGGAGGGGGCAAAGGCUUGGUGGUGGCUAUGUUUGGUAGGAAGAAUACUCCAAAGAUCAAAGAAGAGCCUGUAGAUGAUGAGGCAGAGUAUGGGGAGGAUGCAGAGGAGGGGGAUAGUAGCAUGGAUGUGGAUGAGGAUCAUAGCGAUGACCUAGGACAACGGGAAGUCCAUACCACAUCACUUCUUUCUGCCAAUGGCACCAAAGCUAAAUCUGCCACUGAUGUUCUUACUAGCAUUAAAGUAAUAACUGUAAAGGAGAAGGGUUUCAAGCGACACAUUUGUGAGAAGUGCAAGUUCACAUCUCUUCAUCGCUCUAACAUUGUCCGACAUAUUUACAGAGUUCAUGAGCAAUACAGGGAGCAGGAGUGUCCAGUGUGCAAUUAUAAGACUCUAAGUCGCGUCCUCAUGCAGCAGCAUUUGAGCAAUGAGCAUCCUGGCAUCUCAUUCCCAGCAACACUGGCCAGAAUGGCUAAGCGAAAGCAUGAGAAUAAGCCAGAGGAUAUGGAGUAUGACUCCAUUAAGAGAUGCAAGGCUGCUGCUUCCUCCCGUCGCAGGGACUCUGACUUAUCACCACCCGUUACAUCCAGUUCCAACACUCAGCUGUAUGCGUGUGCUUACUGCUCUUUUGAGACACAGACUCAUGCUGAGAUCGUGCAGCAUACGCGUGACAAUCAUUCUCUGAAUGACACCAUGAAAAGUCAGGGGAUGGGGCAGAAUCCAAGAGAGCUAGAACCUGAAGACACGGAGUUUGAAACUUUGACUUCAGCUGUGAAGAUGAGUCAGCUGGACGGUGUUAAUGGAUCUGAAGACACAUUGACUCAGUGUUUCUACUGCACAUACAAAACUGGCAACGAAGAGGACUUAAAGGUUCAUUUCAUGGAUUCUCACCCAGGACUGGGCUUUAAAUCCAAGAAGGUUCCAACAUGGAGGUUUGUUUGCCGCACAUGCAAUGUCAAGACAAGGGCUCACUCCAAGAUGCGUUAUCACCUCAAUCGUCACAUCAACUACCGUCCAUACACUUGCACAACUUGUGGGAUGUUUUUCCCAUCCCCUGAUCAGUGUCGAAAACAUUGUCGAGCAAAUGGUCAUAAUGAAACUUUCACAUAUGUGAAAAUCCCCCGCAAGGAGAAACGACUUCAGCAGUUGCUGAAAGAGAGCCAAGAGAUAGCUCUGACAUUGAGUUAUGGUACCUCUGAUCCUGUGGCUGCAGCCUCCACGAGCAGUUCACCCUCUCGGCAGGAAACUCCCACUCCUUCCCGAAAAGCCAAAAAGUCCUUUUCCUCAGGUCUGUCGAAGGUGAAGAAAAGCUAUGAAUAUGACGCACCAUACUCACCUCGUUUAUCGGCAUCAAAGGAGGAAAGGGGGAAGAAGAAGCAGCCCAGAUGGUGUGCAAGCUGUGACUUCACAGCACAGAACGUAUGUGAUGUGUGGCUUCACUUCAUUGAAGAGCACAAGUCACAGGAGUUCCAGUGGAUGGACUUGAGCACUGGUCACAUUUGCACCGAGACAGGGGAGAUCACAAAUGCAAAGGAUGUCCCACCUGACCUAGAGGAGCCUGCAGGUCCGGGCUACCAGACAAUGGAGAAUCGCAUGCUUGCCUGUGAGUCUUGCCAGUUUUCCACUGGUACUGUGCAAGCUAUGAAGUCUCACCUGCGCAGACAUAUGCCUAAACGGUACCUGUGUCCUUACUGCAGUCUACGGUGCAGCCGCAGGGACACAAUCAUGCAGCAUGUUCGUUGUGCUCACAAGGGACGUGAAAUGUGGACCAUUUUCUUCAAAGUUUCUGGUGGGUCAACGCAUGAUCCUUCUGGGUCCAGUGACAUGGUACAGCAGGAUGACGAAUUUGAGGCAGAAAGUCUUGUGCAAGAAGAGAUGAACAAAGAUCGCAUAAGAUGUGGGCUCUGUGAGUUUACACAGGCCUGUGUUUCAGCAGUGCUAGAGCAUCAUAAACAGGAGCACCCUCAUCAGCAGUUUCACUGGCAGGAUACCACAAACGGCUAUACCUGCAACGACACAGGGCAGGUGAUAGAUGCUAAGGAACACAAGCCGGAAGUCUUCUCAGAAGAUGGCUUCUCAGUUGAGGCUUCUAGUGGCAGCAUUCCUACUUUUUCUUGCAAAGAGUGUUCCUUCACCUCUGCAUUUAUACAGGCAAUCAAGUCUCAUGUCAAAUCUCAUCUGCCACAUGGGUUCAUGUGUCCCUACUGUAACUUCCAAGCAAACAGCAGGGAGAAGAUGAUUUCUCACCAAUCAUCUGCUCAUCGAGAACGAAACCCUUGGGUCUUACACUUGCGUCUGGCUGACCCAAGCCCAGCUGUCACAGAGAAGAAAGAACUGGUGCCUUGCAGACAAACUACAACAGGCAUCACCAACUACUCUUGCAAUUUAUGUGACUAUUCUUCAGAAAACCUUUAUCAAUUUCGCAUACAUUUGGCCGCUCAUGGCUGCUUCACCCACUUAGUCUCAAAUGCAUGUGAAGAUUUCCCGUUCAAGUGUGGAUACUGUACAUAUGUGGCUCAAGAUGAGGGAGACUUUGGUGCGCACAUUGCUUCUCACCUAGAGCAGCGCAACUACAGGUGCAGCAAGUGUGAGUUCACAGCAUUCAAGCGCUCUAGUGUUCUUCAUCACAUCACUAUCACACAUGAUGAGAAUGAGGAUAUUCAAGUUCUUGACUUGCAAGCAGACAGUAUGACACAGCAAGGAAAGGAAGAACCAAAACUUGUUAACUUUGACACAGAACUCAGAAUUAUACCAGUGACUGAUCAUGACAUGGAAAAGGAAGGACUGUCCUUGUACAGCCCGCAGUCCUGUCCAUUGUCAGAAAAUAGUAGAAGCAGCAUGGAAGCAGAUGGAGAUGAGGAUAUGGAUAUCAUAGGGCUUGAGCUCCCAAACAUGAAAGACUUAGAAACAGAAGAUGUGGAUGGCUCUGACUGCACUGAAGAGUUUGGAGGGAACGAUGAUGAGGAAUCUCUUGGUUCUUCUGCACCAGCGUGUGUUGAGGCUAGCAGAUCCCAAGCAUCUAGUAUUCUUCGUGCAACUCUGCAGGGCCAGAUCCACGAAUACGGCUUUAGCAAGUUAACUGUGCCUCAUGGUGCACAGGACAAUGAAAGCAAUGACGCAGAGGCUUCAGACAGUGAUAGUUCUCUGGCCAUCAAGAAUGCUGACCCCUUGCCACAGGUUCUGUCCAGAGUGAACAUACAGGAGACGAGUGAGCUGGAAGAGCCUGAGUACGAGAGGCCUCAUCAGCAGGAGCCAAAGAGAAAGAGACUAAUUGUUCAGUGGACGUCUCUGUCUCAUCUGAGGCAGAACAAUCAGAAGCAGUAAUAUUGUCUAAGCCAGAGAACACUGAUAAGGAGAGCAGGGACACAUGUGGUGACAGGGGCUCACAACACUUUGCCAAUGUGUUUAGCACUCUUAACAAGUGGCUUGAAAAAUAGCACUUGGUUUUUGGCCGUAGUGCAAGAUUUUGGCUAAGUGAUAAAAAUAGUCAACAACAGCACACUCAUCAGUAGAUGUGAGAAUUGUCUUGUAAAUAGUUUAUGAGAGAACGUCUUGCUUUUCAGGACCUGCCAGCAGGUGCUUGCAAAGUCACUGUUUGAAGUGUUUGGCAGAGUACAACUGGCAAUAGCUCUGCAUAUGAAUGAUGAGGCUGCUGUUGAUGAUUCUUGCAUUCAUUGUGGGAGUGCCAUCCAAACCCCAUGGACUACUGAGUCAAGUAGAGUAGGGAUGCCAAAACAUCUUUAAGAAUUAUCAGAGAAGAGAGGGGCAAGGUUCAUUUUAUGGGUGUGUGCAUAUUAAUGAAGUGUCGACAUUUGAUGAUAUUGAAGUGUAACAUAUCUUUGUGACAUUGAUUCCUGGAAUAUUUUUCAGUUCAUGUGUUUAGCAAUAUCAUUAGAAUGAAAGAGGAGGAUAAAAACUGACAUGCUUGUUUGAUGCUAGUUUUACGAAGGGCAUUCCAAGCCAACUGCUCAGACAUUGCUGCUCAGCUCUUUACAGUUUCUUGCCCAUCCACUGAGUUUUUUAACUGUCCAUGCUGGACCGAGCUGUAAAGAGUAAAUGGAACUAGCCAGAUUGUAAUAGCAGUACGUACAAUCACAUAUUUUAAUAGCAGCUGGACAUUUCUGCAGUGUUGGCACAAUGGGUGGAUUUUACAUUUGACUAAAUCAGAGGAACCGCUGUAUUAUCACCAUCAUUGUAUCCAGUGCUCAGUUAUACUGUUUAUCACAAUCAUUGUUUACAGUCUCAGCACGGGGGUGCAGCUUCAGUUGCUUUCAAAGUAAAUGAUGUGUUUUAGAACGAGCCUUCAUUUCCACGGAAGUGAAUAAUCAGAAUGCAGAUGUUUUCAGUUUAUUCAAGAAAAUCUCGAGAAGUAAUCCAGAGUUUUUAGUGUUAGUAAUACUGUAACUGUGGCGCUAAGCUCCUUGAGGAGUGACAAGGAAUAAGCAAAGCAAAAAAAACAAAACAAAAACAACAAUGCUGUAACUUACUUUAGAGUAGGUUUUCUAUAACCUGCUGUAGAGGAGUAAUACUUUUCUUGCACUGAUAGUAUUACUACAGUAUUACUAAAGUUAAAAGCAAAAUUAAGCCCCAUUUGUUUUUAAAGUAUUUUUUUUUUCUUUUUUUGACUGAUCAGGUGUGUGACUAGUUCUGCUCUACAUUGACGAACAAGAAGUGCUUAAUAUGCAGAAUGAUUCAUUUUUGUUACCAAUCAAAACUAUUCAUAUUGUGGAUUAAAUAUCGUAAGAUGCAAA